AAUGAGCAUGCGCGGAUUCGAUGAUUGGUUACCACAACAAACUUGGUUCAGUUCGUCGAUUGUCGUAAUUUCUACGAUUAAAUACAGAUUUUACAGUCUAAGAUACUUCUUUUGAUUGAAGAAUAAUCGCAUAAAAUUACAAAAAUGGAAGGAGAGCAGGAAGGAAAGAAAGAUGAAAAGGAAACCGACUACAGAAGACUGCAAAGUUAUCCGCUCAUUCGGCACUCAGAUAUGAAUGAAGAAAUGAGGACAGAGGCUAUGGAGUUAUGUGUGACAGCUUGUGAAAAGUUCUCUUCAAACAAUGAGACGGCAGCUAAGAUGAUCAAAGAUGCGAUGGACAAGAAGUUUGGUUCAUCAUGGCACGCGAUCGUUGGCGAGGGAUAUGGAUUUGAGAUCACCCAUGAGGUUAAGAAUCUACUCUAUAUGUUCUUUGGUGGUAAUAUGGCUGUCACAGUUUGGAAAUGUUCAUAGUGACUGGUCUACAAGUUUAUGCCCUGUAGAUUACAUAAUCAUCUCAUGUAUAUGAGUGAGGGGAAAGUAAGAUGGUCAGAAAUAAAAUGCUGUUCUGCUUUGGUCUUCCUCUCAGCAUUGUUAUAUGAAGAAAUAUAUGGAUUUCUGAAAAAUGAUUUAAAAGCAUUCACAGAGUGACCUCACACAAUAUCCAUUAAAAAAACAUAUAUAUGUAAUCUGUACUGGAAAAUACUAUGACAUAUAUCUUUGGGAAGGUUUUAAAGAUUAUCAAAAUUGAUUUUGACAUUUCGGAAGUACUAGAGUACUUGUUUGAAAAUAUCUCUUUGUGUAUUUUGAAACGCAAGAUAAAUAAAUUUUUGGAGAAAAUAGUAAUUUGAAGACCUGUUAAAGAAUAAAUUUAUAUUUAAGAAACAUGUAAAUUCAUUACAGAUAUUUUAUUUGUACAUGACGUACAGUACAUGUAAUAAUUUUAUGAGGAAGGGUAUACCAUAAAACACUACAGAGAUGGUGCAUGCCCUACCAAUAUUUAACCAAUAUUUAACUAUAAAUUUCCAUGUAUAAAUUAAAAGAGAUGAAUUCCAGGAAAUACGUUUGUUUCGUAUGUAAAUAUUUUUUCUAUUGAAUUUGUUUUUGUAUUUAUUAUGCCUUUGUACAUAUUUUUGCUUUACAUACUUGAAAAAUGGUUUUGCCUUUUCUGAAUUUUGUGCACAUUUGGAUUACACAAAAAGUAUUUAUGAGAAAAUCUGUAUUCUUAAGAGUACUAUGAAAUCCGUACUAACUUUUGACUAGCUUUAUUAUCAUUAAAAAAGGUAGUCGUUGUUUAUGUAUUCAAUGUAUAGUACUUAAUGAGUAUUCGUUGUUUAGAACAAGAGGUGUAUAAGUGGUUGCCAGGUCCGGGUAGCUUUAAUAAAUUGAAUAAUUUAAUGUAUUCAUUACAGGCCUGUAGAAGUAUUAAUGUCCCAUGUUAUGUAUGUAUUCAUAGCUUGUUUGCUCUUACUUCAAAUAUGGAAUGAAGGCCUAGAUUCAUUGAAUAGAUAGAAAUAGUUAAAUAACCCAUUACUGUGGGUGCAUGCAUAUUUUAUAGCGUAUUGUGUGAGGUAAAUCAACAGAUUUACAUACAAUAUAGAUUGAUCUACAGGUGUACAUUGUAUAUUGGAUUCAUCCCAGCUUGUAUUAAAGCAAGUGUCACUUGAAAGGUACUAUAGUAUUUAAUAUAGCUACAGGUAUAUUUCAUUGGCUACCUCCAAUAAGGCUGUAAGAGCUAUGUUUUGUCAAAGGCAGUACAGUGUAACAACCUUCUUGUGACCAGCUGGUAACUUUAACUUUUGCAUCAUCACAUUCCCCCUUCAGAAAUUCAACUAAUUUGUUCAUUAUGUACAUGUACAUAUAGUACACAAUACCAAUUAAGAGACAUUCCUGUAUGAAAUCACAUGUAUCAGUUUGUCACAGAGACUAGUAUGUGUGUAUGCUCUAUAUCUGAACCACUGUAAAGAAAACACAAGAAGUGUCAGUAACAAUAAAUUUGUGUCCUCCAAUAAUUCAG
Strongylocentrotus purpuratus (purple sea urchin) is the source of this 2014-nucleotide messenger RNA. RefSeq names its product dynein light chain 4, axonemal (gene dnal4). Gene Ontology annotation, molecular function: dynein light intermediate chain binding; dynein intermediate chain binding. Gene Ontology annotation, biological process: microtubule-based process. The coding region runs from base 145 to 471 and encodes 108 amino acids. Gene Ontology annotation, cellular component: dynein complex. The record is from RefSeq and is a predicted model, not a curated record. The transcript has 3 exons. Lineage: Eukaryota; Metazoa; Echinodermata; Echinoidea; Camarodonta; Strongylocentrotidae.